GUCGGCGCGUCACGGGGCGGGCCCUGCGCGCUUGCCGUAGCCGGACAUGGCGGAGUAUUCCUGCGUGAAGUCCACCAAGCUCGUCCUCAAAGGGGCGAAGCAGAAAAGCAAGAAGAAGCACAAAGACAAGAAAAGGAAGCGGGAGGAGGAUGCGGAAGAGCAGCUCGACACUGUCGGAAACUGGUGGGCCAUCAGCAAUUUUGGUGAAAUUACAGGAACCAUAGCUAUAGAAAUGGACAAAGGAGCUUACAUCCAUGCUCUUGACAAUGGCUUGUUUACACUUGGAGCACCACAUAAAGAUGAUGAAGGCCCUAGCCCUCCUGAGCAGUUUACAGCAGUAAAGCUGUCUGAUACAAGGAUUGCUCUGAAGUCUGGUUAUGGCAAAUACCUUGGUAUAAAUUCAGAUGGACUCGUUGUUGGACGUUCAGAUGCUAUAGGAUCAAGAGAGCAAUGGGAACCUGUCUUCCAAGAUAAAAAAAUGGCAUUACUAGCAGCGAACAGCCGUUUUAUUAGAUGUAAUGAAGAAGGAGACAUAGAAGCCAAAAGUAAAACUGCAGGAGAGGAAGAAAUGAUAAAGAUUCGUAGUUGUGCUGAAAGAGAAACUAAGAAGAAAGAUGACGUUCCAGAAGAAGACAAAGGAAAUGUUAAACAGUGUGAAAUCAAUUACGUAAAGAAAUUCCAAAGUUUUCAAGACAAAAAGCUCAAAAUAAGCAAAGAAGACACAAAAGCACUCAGAAAAGCCAGAAAGGAAGGCACUUUUCACGAAACACUGCUUGACAGGAGAGCAAAAUUGAAAGCGGAUAGGUACUGCAAGUGACAACCAGCUGACCCAUCUUCUGCAUCUUCAGUGAUAUGGUCAAGUUAAAAACCAAGAGUAAAACGUUUUAUAAUGAUGAGGUUUUUACAGAAGGUAUUUUGUUGAUGUUUUUAUUAUGCUAUUUGUAAAGGAUCACCUGAGAGUUGUAAUUAAGCAUCAAACUAAUGUCAUCUUUCAGUAAUAUUAUUAUUAAGCUUACUCUAAAACUACAUGCUAUUGAAAUUGUUAGGUAAUUAUCUAACUGAAAACAAAUUAUUUGACUCACUGGAUUUUCCAAAGUUGAUGAAAGGAACCUGAACUGGGAGGUGGUCAUUAAGGGCACAAAGAGAACAAGAGCAAAGUACUGUUAAUGCAUUGAAUCAUUACGAAAUCUCUAACUGUAUUGAACAAAUAAUUGAAAAUGAAUGUCUUUGAAUACAUCUUAUCAGAUCCCAAGUAGGACUUCUACUCUGCAUCAGGUGAGGAUUUGGGCUGGAAUUUUCAGACUAUAAAACAACAUUCAGAAGAGGCCCAUUGUUCAGGUGAAUAAAUGUACUGGCAAGAGUGUGGACAAGUCACAAAAAUCCUAUUACAAAUGGAAAUGCAGCUGCUUUGUAAGAAAAGAGGAUGACUGUUUUGUGUUAGCAAGUUGCUUGUUUUAUGAGAGGAGGAGGAAAUUGAUUUCAGCUGAGAUCUAGCUGGUUUGUCUACAUCAUGGAUUUCAGUUAUGUUUAAUAUUAAAUAAAACAAGAGACUUUUUUAAAGGUCAUGUUAUAUAAUAUGCAUUCUUAGUAUCUCCUAUAAAUUGUGGUUUCCUGUUUCUGUUGUGAGUAUCUAAAGUCUUUUCAAUAAAAACAUCUCCAUAGGAACAA
Messenger RNA from Rhea pennata, 1668 nucleotides. RefSeq names its product FSHD region gene 1 (gene FRG1). Gene Ontology annotation, cellular component: striated muscle dense body; catalytic step 2 spliceosome; nucleolus. Gene Ontology annotation, molecular function: actin filament binding. Lineage: Eukaryota; Metazoa; Chordata; Aves; Rheiformes; Rheidae. Bases 47 to 817 code for a protein of 256 amino acids. The transcript is spliced from 9 exons. The record is from RefSeq and is a predicted model, not a curated record.